GUUGGCGUCGGAUGACUUACGCGACCGCUCGAGGUCGACCUCGUGGAUAUCCUCUCGUUCGUUUUGUCCCCUCUUCCGCGAUUCCCUCGAACCGGACGAUUCCUCUCCGCUCCCUUUUCUUCUCCUCCGUUCAAAAAAAAAAAAAAAGACGACGACGACGACGACGACGACGACGGGAGGGAUGAUAGAGCCAGCGGCGAUGGGCUCGGAGGUGGGGUUGGCGUUGCAGCUCUGCGCCAUGCGGACCGUCGGCGGCUUCGUGAAGGAUGCGGCGACGGAGAGCGCCAGCAGGGCGGCUAGGCUGGUGGAGUCCAUCAAGAUCUUGGAGGAGGAGAAGCGCAAGAUCGAAGCUUUCCAGCGCGAGCUCCCUCUCUGCAUGCAUCUCCUCGGCGAGGUGAUCGACGGAUUGAAGAAGGAGACGGAGCGAUGCGGCGGCGGGUGUUUCGGGCGUGUUCUCCAGGAGUUGUUACCCGUGGAGAGUAGAGUCGAGGAGGAUGGAGACGUAAAAGUAGACGACAAGAUGAACUGGAUGAGCUCCGCCCAGCUCUGGAGCGAUAACUACGGCGAGAACGACAUCAGUCACGAGAAUCACGAGGAGGGACGCAGGCAGGCGAAGGAGAACUUGUUCUUGGAAUGCAAGAGCCCCGGCGACGACGGCGCUUUCUUACCGUUUGAAGCGCUGUCGACGGUUUCUGCGAGCUCCGAGGAGAAGAAGCCUGCCGCCGCGUUGCCCGACCGCCGUGGCUGCGGUCGCGGCCCCAAAAGCGUCGGCAGAGCACCGGAGUCGUCUCCAGCUCCAGCGACGGUGUGCGGCCGCCUUGGCUUCCAGUCCCAGCAUCAGCCGUCGAGGAAGGCGAGGAGGUGUUGGUCGCAGGAGCUGCAUCGGCGGUUCACGCUCGCCAUCCAACAGCUCGGCGGUGCCCAAGGCGAGUGGCUUUUGCAGAAUUGUCCCCUUUUUCUCUUUGGUGGUGUCGAUCCAUCAUGUUCUACUUACUCCCCGAAUACACUAGUAUUCUUUGGCUUGGAUCCGAGUGUCGUGUUCGUUGAUGCAGUGGCUACUCCCAAGCAGAUACGGGAAGUGAUGAAGGUGGAGGGGCUCACAAACGAUGAGGUGAAAAGCCAUCUGCAGGUGGCUACCCAGUUCCUCCUCCUCGUGGAUUACUUACUGCUUCCUAAUCCUUGUCGUGAGAUGGCGUUUUCCGACGUUCUGCUCCUGCUAUUUCAGAAAUAUCGAUUGCACGCUGGAAAGCUGCCUAAUGCUUCUUCAGCCAUGGCGAGUCCACCGGGUGCGGUGGGAGGCUCAUCAUGCGUCCGGCUUCAGCAGCAAUGCAUCAGUCCUCCACAGCAGAGCGUUUCGCCUUCUGGUUCUCUCUCCACAGAGCCCUCUUCAGCUGGUUAGCUCUACCCGAGCCCCGUCGAUCGCUGCCGGAGAUAGAUAGCUUCGAGGAAGAUGGCAAACGAAGUAAUUUGAAGUGAGGCAUCCUUUAGGCGAAGAAGACACCGGCCUGCCGGCAUAUGGGGGAUGAGUACAUAACAUAGAGAGGUGGAAUUUUGCAGGUGAGCUCGUUUGACUCCUCGGUUCUCUUUUGCUUAAUUUUGGGGUUCGGACAAGGAAGGCAUCGAGUAGAGUGUUUAUUUUCUUUUCUGAUGAAGAUUUCGAUCGUCAUCAUCAAAAAAGAAAGAUCACCAGAAAUAUAUGAAUGAAUACUGCUGGAAUGGAAUUCAUCUCGUCAUUUAUUAUUA
Messenger RNA from Musa acuminata AAA Group (dessert banana), 1743 nucleotides. Its product is annotated as transcription factor HHO2-like. Gene Ontology annotation, biological process: regulation of DNA-templated transcription. The transcript is spliced from 3 exons. Bases 182 to 1399 code for a protein of 405 amino acids. NCBI's taxonomy places the organism in Eukaryota, Viridiplantae, Streptophyta, Magnoliopsida, Zingiberales, Musaceae. The record is from RefSeq and is a predicted model, not a curated record. Gene Ontology annotation, molecular function: DNA binding; DNA-binding transcription factor activity.